AUGGCAGCGAUGAACCCAGAAUAUUAUUGCACAAUGGAUAGUGCAUGUGAAGCACAGGAAUAUGAUAAAUGUGCCGUAUUGUUACUACUUGUAAUUUGCGACUACCUCUUCAAACUUCUUCUUAUCGGAGAUUCUGGAGUUGGAAAAUCUUGUCUUCUGCUACGAUUCGCAGAUGAUACCUAUACCGAGUCAUACAUUUCUACCAUUGGUGUAGAUUUUAAGAUUCGUACAAUUGAACUGGAUGGCAAAACUAUCAAACUGCAAAUUUGGGACACCGCAGGACAAGAACGCUUCCGUACGAUCACUUCUAGCUACUAUCGUGGUGCACAUGGCAUAAUUGUUGUCUAUGAUAUUACGGAUCAGGAGUCGUUCAACAAUGUCAAGCAGUGGCUGCAGGAAAUUGACCGAUACGCUUGCGAGAAUGUUAACAAACUAUUGGUUGGAAACAAAUGUGAUUUGACUGCAAAAAGGGCUGUUGAGACACAGGCAGCUAAAGAUUAUGCGGAUCAGCUUGGAAUUCCGUUCUUGGAGACAUCAGCUAAGUCUUCUACGAACGUUGAACAGGCUUUCUUGACUAUGGCAUCGGAGAUUAAAUCACGCAUGGGACCCGUGCAAGGUGCUGGUGGAGCGCCAGCUGUACGUAUUACCGGUUCUCAACCGGUACAGGACAAGAAGAGCGGUGGAUGUUGCUGA
Messenger RNA from Necator americanus (New World hookworm), 693 nucleotides. RefSeq lists its product as uncharacterized. NCBI's taxonomy places the organism in Eukaryota, Metazoa, Nematoda, Chromadorea, Rhabditida, Ancylostomatidae. The record is from RefSeq and is a predicted model, not a curated record. The transcript has 8 exons. The coding region runs from base 1 to 693 and encodes 230 amino acids. Gene Ontology annotation, biological process: vesicle-mediated transport. Gene Ontology annotation, molecular function: GTP binding; GTPase activity.